CAGCAACAACAACAACUCACUACUCUCAGUCUCAUUCAGUAUAAUUCACAAGCUAAAGCAACAAAAAUGUCGCUGAUUCCAAGCUUCUUCGGCACUGGGCGAAGGACCAACGUCUUCGACCCCUUCUCCCUCGACGUGUGGGACCCAUUCCAGGACUUCUCCCUCUCCGUUCCACGCUCCGAUUUUGCCAACGAGACAUCGGCGAUUGCCAACACGCGCAUCGACUGGAAGGAGACCCCAGAGGCACACGUUUUCAAAGCUGAUCUUCCUGGGCUUAAGAAGGAGGAGGUGAAGGUGGAGAUUGAGGAAGGAAAGGUGCUACAAAUAAGUGGCCAGAGGACUAAGGAAAUUGAGGACAAGAACGAGAAGUGGCACCGCGUGGAGCGCAGCAGCGGCAGUUUCCUCCGCCGCUUCCGCCUGCCGGAAAAUGCUAAAGUUGAUCAGGUUAAGGCUUCUAUGGAGAACGGAGUGCUCACCGUCACUGUUCCCAAAGAAGAGGUUAAGAAGCUCGAUGUGAAGUCCGUUCAGAUCACGGCCUAGGCUCUCUCUUAAUCGGGUAUCAUAAAAGUGAAAUAAAUGCAUGCAGUUGAGUUCCAAGUGUUGUGUGAGAGAUUCAGAUGUGCGAACUCCCCUGUUGUAAGAGUGUGAUUGUCAUGAUGUCGUGUUACUUAUCGUGUAUGAGUCUUUAGCUUUUAUAAAAGUCUUAAUUUU
Molecule: messenger RNA, 711 nt
Organism: Abrus precatorius (Indian licorice)
Lineage: Eukaryota; Viridiplantae; Streptophyta; Magnoliopsida; Fabales; Fabaceae
Product: 17.8 kDa class I heat shock protein-like
Exons: 1
Coding region: 67-540 (157 amino acids)
Biological process (GO): response to heat; protein folding; protein complex oligomerization
Source: RefSeq, a predicted model, not a curated record